UUGCCAAUUAAAGUCGGCUUUGGGGCGACCUCUUGCCAUGUGGUCAAGGAGGAGUCCAUCCGCAUCCACCUAUAAAUGGCAGCGGCGUACGCUUUACGGUAAUUAGUUCUUCACUCAAGGGACCAUCAUGCGCAUCUCCAUCUCCGCUUUACCUCUCCUACUCAUCCUUUGCUUGAGUCAAAGCCAAAGCCAGAGCCAGGCAGCCACCAUUCUGCAUGGACACAAUGGACACACAGCCAGGGCCAUCUCCCACCAGAGCUUCACGCGACUCUCCCCAGCAAAGCCAUCGCUAAUCCUCCAGCAGCAGGAACAGCAGCAAAAGCUGCUGGAACAGCCAGCAGUGCGCAUCGUCAGCUACCACAAGGAGGAGCAACCGCAGCAGCAGCAGCACCAGCACCAGCUAACCCCUGCCCAUCUGACGUACUCCGCCCGGCCAGUGGUGCAUCAGAUGCUGCCGCGGAUUAAGCCCGUGCGGAACAUAAGCUUCGCCUCCCUAAUCCCCGGACCACGCAGCCUCACAACGGGGGGCACAUUCGAGGAGCACCAGAACCUACGACUAUUGUCAUCGCCAGUCUAGGGACCGACGCUUCCCCUGUCAACAUUAGUUUAUUACAUUUUUACACUCAUUCGAUUUUAAGAAAAAACUCUUUGGAUUUGGUAUGAAAAAAAACGUGCAAAAACCAACCGAACAGCGAGCGCAAAAUUCAUAGUUCAUAGAUCAAUCGAUCGCCCACCCAAGCCACCCAAGAGCCAAGCAAACGAAGCAGAUUUUCGAGGAUUUUC
Molecule: messenger RNA, 783 nt
Organism: Drosophila obscura
Lineage: Eukaryota; Metazoa; Arthropoda; Insecta; Diptera; Drosophilidae
Exons: 2
Coding region: 128-577 (149 amino acids)
Source: RefSeq, a predicted model, not a curated record